ACAUUGAAUUACUUCCCCCAAUCGGGUUCCUGCACUGAAAAUGAUAUGGUAGAAGAUAAAGACUUCCUUAUUCUGAAUGGUACAGUGGACUUAGAGUCUGCAAGUCCAGUAGAGUGGAAACUUGAUAUUCCUAUUCAAUAUAGAGUACUCUCAACAUUCGAAACAAUAUGCACAGUGCGUAUGAUUGACAGUUGUACCAAUGAUGGCACUAACUGUUACUGCACUUCACAAAUUGGGACUAAAUAUAACUUCAUUUUUAAUAGGACUGCAAAUCUAGCUUAUAGUGGUGCCACAAUGAGAGCUGUACUAGCUAGGUAUAAUACAACCGGUCCUAAAUAUGCAACGGUUAUCAUUCCUGUUGUUCAUGAAUCAGAAGUGGUAAAUUUGACUAUAAGUAAUGAAAUCGUCAAUCAUACAUCUUGUAAGCUAAACUUAACUCAGGAUACUAAUUAUGUACAUACUUUGUCUACUCGCAAUUUAAAAAACCCAAUAUUAUCAAUGCAGUUUGGAUCUAAUUUUGAAACGCUGCACACAGUAAACAACCACACUAUUACAUAUACAAUAAAGACACCACUUAACAAUACUGAUCAGAUUUACACCUAUAAUUACACCGAUGACUGUAAAAGAUCACAGAGCUAUUCUUGUCUUGUUAGUUUAACAAGUGCAGCAACCUUGACUACUUUUUCUAUGACAACAAUCACGGUUGAUAAUUCCACAGAAUAUAUACCAAGAAAAACAACUGAGCCGUCCACAUCUUCUACAUUAAAAAUUGGACUUGGUGUAGGAUUGGGUCUUGGACUCCCUCUUUUAAUUAUUCUAAUUAUUGUGGUUGUCUGGAGCAGAUGUCCAAUCAGCUUUUGUAAAAAUGAAGACAGCUGUUUUGGAAAAAAACACACUUCUGACAUUUCAAGUAAUGAAAAAGGAAGACAAUUGCAGAGCACAAAUAAGUCUUCUGAUGGUAAUGGAACAACAAAAAAUCAAGCAUCAACUAAUGAGAAUUAUAACGAAUCUGCAAUUCAUUAACAAUAAGAUGCAUCAUUCGCAAAAAAUUCUAAAGUGAGUUACAACUUUGUUUUUCUUGAUCGUAGAGUCUUUCUUAAAUAUGUAGGCGUAUAUUUCCUCUGGAUUCCUG
This is a messenger RNA of Physella acuta, 1132 nucleotides long. RefSeq lists its product as uncharacterized. NCBI's taxonomy places the organism in Eukaryota, Metazoa, Mollusca, Gastropoda, Physidae. The record is from RefSeq and is a predicted model, not a curated record.